Messenger RNA from Colletotrichum karsti, 1308 nucleotides. RefSeq lists its product as uncharacterized. The transcript has a single exon. Gene Ontology annotation, molecular function: protein binding. The coding region runs from base 1 to 1308 and encodes 435 amino acids. The record is from RefSeq and is a predicted model, not a curated record. NCBI's taxonomy places the organism in Eukaryota, Fungi, Ascomycota, Sordariomycetes, Glomerellales, Glomerellaceae.
AUGACCACAAAAUCCUUGCCUUCCCUCUCACCGAAGGCCGACAGUCGUCUCUAUGAGACUGAUUCUUGGCUCCAGGAAGUUUAUGACGGUUGCAUCACAGUUCUGCCUGCUCAGCCAUCAACAUUGCGCAUCGACUCCAGUCACUCGAGGCUGGGCAAUAUCGAUCAGCUACCCCCGGAGCUUCAACUCCUCAUCAUCGAGCAGCUCGACUUCCGGAGUCUCUCCCGCCUGAUGCGCACUUCAAGAAAGGGGAAGACUAUAGUAGAGGGCUUAGCUGCAUUUAUCGACAUGAUCGAACACGCCCCCGAAGUCUUGACAGCUCUCGGAAAGACCAACAUCAUCAGUCACCAUUCCGCAGCGUCUCUUCGACAAGUGCUUCGGUCGCAGAAGUGUGCCUCUUGUUUCGAUUUCGGGCCACUACUAUUCCUACCAACCUGCGAGCGCAUUUGCCCCACGUGUGUCUUAUACAAUGACGCAUUUUGGAUGACGACACCGAGUCUCGCGAAAGAGUGCUUCUCCUUGAGCGACGACCAGCUCGGCACCAUCCCCAUCAUGCGAGUGAUUCCGGGAGCGUACGGAUUUUGGGAAUAUCACUGUAACUUGGGGCCGAUCAACCGCCUUGUAAGUGCGAAACAAGUGAAGCAACUCGGGCUUGAGAUUCAUGGAUCAGAGGAGGCGUUGGCAUUGUUGAAGCCUGCACCCCCUCCUUUCGUCGACAUAUCUUAUAUAUUCACAGGAGAUCCUGUGACGUCGACAGAGGAAGCCGAAGCCGACUCCUACUUCGAAAGAUGUAGUCGCCACGACUUCAUUCAGAGAAUCCAUUCCAUGAAGUUGGAGCCCCCCGGUCGGCGUCUGAGCUCUGCGGGGGCAGACUACGACUCAGGAGACUAUUUCCUAGGCACUGCAGUCUGCAAGUUCCCAUCUCUCUCAAACUCUGGCCCAGAUUUCGGCUACGCUUGCGGCAGCUGCUGGACAUUCUCCGAAGAGUUUUGGAAGCUUCCUAACUGGAGGCAACUGAUUCCAGACAGUCUCAAAGAAUUCAGUAAGAAUGAGGUCUGGCACCAUUACCAAAAUGCCUCCAACGUGGUACACUCUGAAGCUGAGUAUUCAGAGCAUCUUGAGAAGUGCCCCGGUGUGCCUUUCCAGCUUGCCCAAUUGGAAAAAGCAGACGAGAAACUCAGGAGUGAGAACAUCACAGCAAACGACAAUUACCGAGAUAGCGAGGACGGAGACGACGAGUCGACUGCGAGCGGUGGUUCGGAAUCCCAAGAGUCCACGAGCAAUGACGUUUCGGAAGAGGAAGAUUAA